This is a messenger RNA of Paramisgurnus dabryanus, 3717 nucleotides long. It is a transcript of the gene avpr1aa, whose product is annotated as arginine vasopressin receptor 1Aa. The record is from RefSeq and is a predicted model, not a curated record. Gene Ontology annotation, molecular function: peptide binding; vasopressin receptor activity. Gene Ontology annotation, cellular component: plasma membrane. NCBI's taxonomy places the organism in Eukaryota, Metazoa, Chordata, Actinopteri, Cypriniformes, Cobitidae. Gene Ontology annotation, biological process: G protein-coupled receptor signaling pathway; regulation of systemic arterial blood pressure by vasopressin; cellular response to hormone stimulus.
GACUUUGAGCACAACCAGACACAGUUGAGGAGAGACAUUUGUAAAUGUUUGGGCACUCUUAUGGUGUUCACAUCUUUUCAUACGUCAAAUGCUAAUCAGAAAUAGCUAAAUAUUUAUCACAGUCUUUGUUUUCUUUACGGGCAAACAAUUAUGAUGGUUCCGUACGCAGAAGCGCGCUUCUGGACACCGGCGUCUCCAUUUACGCACGGGAAAAGCGCAUCUAUUUAAACACACCGGACCGCUGUUAUUUGUGGUUUGUUUUGCAAUGGAUCACCCUAACAACACAUCUCAACCCUUCAAUUCCACCGACCCGUUCGGUCGGGACGAAGAGGUCGCCAAAAUCGAGAUCGCGGUACUAAGCAUCACCUUCGUGGUCGCGGUCAUCGGCAACUGCAGCGUCUUGGUGGCCAUACACAACACCAAGAAAAAGACUUCACGCAUGCAUCUGUUCAUUAAACACCUCAGCCUGGCCGAUCUGGUAGUGGCUUUUUUCCAAGUCCUCCCACAGCUGUGCUGGGAAAUCACUUUCCGUUUCUACGGGCCGGAUUUUCUGUGCCGGAUCGUGAAACACCUGCAAGUGAUGGGCAUGUUCGCUUCCACGUACAUGAUGGUCAUGAUGACCCUGGACCGAUACAUCGCCAUCUGUCACCCUCUAAAGACCCUCCAGCAGUCCACCAGGAGGUCUCGCAUCAUGAUUGGUGGCACAUGGAUCGGCAGUCUUGUCCUCAGCAUCCCCCAAUACUUCAUCUUCUCCCUCAGUGAGAUCAAGAAGGACUCGGAGGUCUACGACUGCUGGGGGCACUUUAUCCAGCCGUGGGGAGUUCAAGCCUACAUCACCUGGAUCACUGUGGGAAUUUUCCUGGUGCCAGUCAUUAUAUUAAUGACCUGUUAUGGAUUUAUAUGUCACAGCAUCCGGAAAAACAUCAGAUAUAAAACCAAAAAGACAUCAGGUGAUGGCGCAUGUAAGAACGGAUUGGUGGGGAAAAACUCGGUCAGUAGUGUGUCCACCAUAUCCAGAGCCAAGUUAAGAACUGUUAAAAUGACUUUUGUGAUCGUCUUGGCUUAUAUCAUCUGCUGGGCUCCGUUUUUCACCGUACAGAUGUGGUCUGUCUGGGAUAAAAACUUCAAAUGGGAUGAUUCUGAGAAUACGGCCGUGACACUGUCAGCAUUGCUGGCCAGUCUCAACAGUUGCUGUAACCCCUGGAUUUACAUGAUCUUCAGUGGACAUCUCCUGCAAGACUUCGCUCAUUGCUUUCCCUGCAGCCACAAAAUCCAGCAGAGCUUCAGGAAAGAGGAUUCGGACAGCAGCAUCCGCAGAACCACGCUGCUCACUAAAAUCGCCAACCGCAGCCCCACCUGCAGUUCAUCAACCUGGAAGGAAGUCGACAACUCGCCAAAAUCUGACAGAUCAGCUCAGAUGCUGACGUAACGCUUGGAGACACAGUGUAUUGAAUGUCUCUCUGGGAGAAGCACGAUGUGGCUGCAGGUUUACAGUGUUUUAUUAAACACUUCCUCUAUUGGACGCCGAUCGAUCAGGACUGAGUUCACACAGUGCCAGAGGAAAAACUUAUUGCUUUGAGGUUUCUCUUUUAUUACUUAUAUGAGACUUUGGUUCAUCUACAUCUCAGAUGUUAUCUUAAGAGACAUCGAUUGCUGUCAUGCAAUAAGAAUGUAGAGCUAUAAAAUCAAUGUGCUCAGGUCGGCUGUUCUUCUCUUUGGGCAAAUCUAAAUCUUAGACGUUUCGUCAUGACUGCGUAUAGCACAGGAUCUCACAGCUUACUCAUGCAUGUUUUUGGGAAAUGGUGUGAAAACACAAUAAAUCUCUAAAGGGACUAUGGGUACAAUAGUCUAGAGUAGUGAAGUUUUCCUGUGAUAAGAGUCCACGACUGAAAUGUGAUUGAUUUUGACUUCAGUACUUUGGUCUCCAGAAGUAAACCAAACACAAGAAACAAAGCCAAGAUAAAGACACCGGCCCAGUCACUGCAACAAAAAUAAAUCCAUUUCACAAAAAAAGGAAAGUGUCUGCUUUAUCAAAUGUCUGGCACAAAACCUGCUGGGCAUGGUUACCUUUUUUUUUCAGGCAGUCUGACACAUUUACUGCAAAUCUGGUUUUGCAUCAGGAUAAAGAUUUAAGUUUAUACAUCAAACAGCAUACAACACCGUGCCAUAACGGUAUAUAACCCCAAAAUAAACCAAAAUGCCACAAAAAAUAAACCUCAUUCAACUGUGCUGAUUGGUUGCAUGGUUUGAAUAGAUAUCGAAAGAUAUGAAAGCAUUUUAAUCCUCUGCUAUCCUAAAUAUGUUAAAACAACUUGCUUCAAAGUCAAUUUAACCUGUGAUAAGUUGACAUAGCUUAAAACAAGUUGAAAUUGUUUAGCUCAUUUCGCCGCCAGCACUUUUUGUAAUUUUCACAAAAGUUUCACAAAAUGCAUUCUAGAAAAAGUUUCUUCUAAAAAUAUAUAAACAUACAAAUAUAUCAAAUGAAAGAAUAGACCUUCUGCUUUCAAACAAACAAUAAACAAACAAACAAAAUGGGAAAUAAACGUUUCAUCCUAACUAUAUUUUUUUUUCUCUGCUUAUAAACUCUUAAAUAUGGGUAUAGUUCUUUAAAAAUAAUUUUUUUUAGCAAAAAGCUAAAAAAAUGCAUUUUUAUGUGAAGGAAUUUUGUUCAGAAUGAUAAUCAAAACAUACAGAGUUUAAAAUAACUUUAAAAAAAAAAUUGCUUCGUUUUUUUUAUAAAUUGGGUAAGUCAUCUAGUGGAUAAUCACGGUAUUACAGAUUAACAUAAACUCAUGAGGAACAUGUUUUUUUAUGCAAAUGUUUUCUCUUAAUUGACGAGAUAACUUGUCAAUGGUGGGGGAAGAGUUAACUUAAUGGUUAAGUUAAAUUAACAUAAAAAAAUAUUUGUUGAUUUGACAAAAAUGCUGCAUUUUGUUACAGUGUGUGCAGGAUUAAAGGUGCAGUGUGUAGAUUUUAGUGGCAUCUAGUGGUGAGGUUGCGUAUUGCACCCCUCCCUUUCAAAGCACAUAGAGAAGCUACGGUAGCUGUCACAGGACAAACAUGUCAUCGUCUGAGACAACAUAGUGACAAAUGCCCUCUGUUGAACAGUUUGUCCAUUUAGGGCUUCUAUAGAAACAUGACGGGGACUUCCAUGAAUGUAGAUAAAAACAUCUAAUUUUAAGAUGAUAAAACAAUACAGUUCAUUUUGUCAGGUGUUUAUACACCACUGAUUAUAUAGUUUUAUAUAUAUAUUAUAUUGCAUUUCUUUUAAAAGUUUCUUUUCAAAUGUACACACAGCACCUUUAAAUGUUUAGUUGUGUAUUGUUUAUCGGGACAGACCAGUCUAGAAUCACUGCGAUAUAUAUAUAUAUAUAUAUAUAUAUAUAUAUAUAUAUAUAUGAAUGUCUGCUAUCUUGUUGGGUCUGCACUUUAUUCAGGGUUCAGUUUGUGUACAUACUGAAAUAUUCUAGCAGUGAAAUCUGUUUUGGUGUAUAUAGGAGUACAACAUUGUAAAUACACGCACAACUGUACCAUUAUUUUCUUGAUCAUAUCAGAUGGUCUGUAUUUGUUUGUUUUUGUGAAAUAUUAUUAAGAAGUUGAUAUGCUCAGCAUUGCUGUGGCAAAUUUAUUGCCAACUUUAAAUGUGUUGCACGUCUCACGAAUGUCUCUGUGUAUCAAUGUGCCAAAUCCAAUAAAUCAAACCUUCAAGAAUUGUUA